UUUAAUUACAUUUUAGUGGUUUUCUUUUAACGAAAGUGUUUGGGUUUUCAAAUAAUUUACGCGAUUUUCUUUUUUAACAAUUAAAUACUUUAAAUUAUCCAAAUCAAUUUAGUUACUAAUUAAAUUCCUUACAAUAUGGGCAAAAAUAAAGGAGGAGGCGGUGGUGGUGGAGGAGGUUCCGGUGGCGGAGGAGGUGGUGGUGGUAAUAAAAAAGGCGGAGGAGGCGGUGGUGGUGAUAAAGGUGGUAAUAAAAGUAAAGGUGGCGCUGCUGACAAGGGUGGCGGUGGAAAAAAAGGACAAGACCAAAAAGCAGCUGGUGGCGGAGGAGGUGGAAAGAAAGGUGGCAAAAAAUAGUUUCCAGAAAUUAAAGAUUAAAACGAUAUUAAAUUUAUUUAUGUUUAUUAAUGUCGGUUUUAUUACUCUUAAAAUUUAAAGCCUUAUAAUAUUUAAAAACAAUUUAUAAAAGUAGAGAGAAAG
This is a messenger RNA of Lucilia cuprina (Australian sheep blowfly), 477 nucleotides long. Its product is annotated as putative glycine-rich cell wall structural protein 1. The record is from RefSeq and is a predicted model, not a curated record. Lineage: Eukaryota; Metazoa; Arthropoda; Insecta; Diptera; Calliphoridae. The transcript has 2 exons. The coding region runs from base 136 to 354 and encodes 72 amino acids.